Molecule: messenger RNA, 165 nt
Organism: Acaulospora colombiana
Lineage: Eukaryota; Fungi; Glomeromycota; Glomeromycetes; Diversisporales; Acaulosporaceae
Source: the annotation of a GenBank genome assembly
AUGAAGGAAAAGUAUGUGGAUGGUCUUGCUAUCGACAAGAAGGAUAAUGUGGUAAACCGACUGCUUCUGAGUAUAGCUUAUGUAAUUUGCAUGCAGAUAAAUGUCAUGUUAAAGCCUAAUAUCACCGAAAAAAGCUGGAGAAGAUGGCGCAAAAUGGAGUUAUAG